Molecule: messenger RNA, 1367 nt
Organism: Pieris brassicae (large cabbage white)
Lineage: Eukaryota; Metazoa; Arthropoda; Insecta; Lepidoptera; Pieridae
Gene: Wnt2
Product: protein Wnt-7b
Exons: 9
Coding region: 258-1367 (369 amino acids)
Biological process (GO): neuron differentiation; cell fate commitment; positive regulation of JNK cascade
Cellular component (GO): extracellular region
Molecular function (GO): frizzled binding; cytokine activity
Source: RefSeq, a predicted model, not a curated record
GCAGAGAGCACGUCUCUCGCAUACACUCUGUGAUGUUUGCGCGAAAGACGAAAUGUGAUGUGCGUGAAUAGUGUGCAGUAGAAUUUUGAAAAUAGAAUUCUAAUUUCACGGGAAAAUUUUGUUAUCGGGGUUAAAAGUACUGCGUUUUUAAAUGUACUGGUAUUCGUGAUGACAAUAAGCCAGAGUUCAACUGUGAAUAUAAGUUCAAAAAAUGUGUUUAAAAAGAUAAUAAUCGCAAAUAAUUAGGAUGUGAAACCAUGUUGGAAUGCGUGCGUCGCGAUGGCUCAGUGUUACACGCGACGGACAACGGAUGUUACUGUUUUAGGCUGCUGUUCUUGCUGACAAUUGUGCUUUUAUGCGUGAGACCAGCACUACCAGGCGGUGUAUCGCUAGGCGCACAUUUGGUGUGCGCAAGAGUGGCGGGAUUAACAGACAAGCAACGCGCCAUGUGUCGAUCUUCCCCUGCCGCCAUUGCAGCUGUAGGUGACGGGUUGAGGAUGGCGUAUGCAGAAUGUCGAAACCAGCUUGGAGGCUACAGGUGGAACUGCACAGGCAUCGGCGAUGGGAACGACUUCGGUCACGUCAUGCCAUUAGCAACUCGUGAGGCAGCAUUCACAUAUGCGAUCACAUCGGCUGGCGUGACGCAUGCACUCAGCACAGCCUGCGCGAGAGGCGAUCUACCAGCUUGCGGAUGCUCAUCAAAUAGGAGACGGGCACCAAGUCCGUCAGAUCAGUUCCACUGGGGUGGUUGUGGCGAAUCAGCGUACGGCGCCCGGUUCGCUCGACGAUUCCUGGAUUCACGGGAAAUAGAGGCCGAUGCUAGGAGUCUCAUGAACCUCCAUAAUAACCGAGUUGGAAGGAAGGUAGGGGAGAUAGUAAAGGACCUAGUUCGGCGCGAGUGCAAAUGUCACGGUGUAUCUGGAUCGUGUGCCCUGCGCACAUGUUGGCGCGCUUUGCCGCCAUUUCGCGCUGUUGGCGCUGCGCUGAGGGAGAAGUAUCACCGCGCGAGACUGGUAACACCCCACCCUCCGCCUGCCACACAUGCACCACAGACGCAUUUGGUUAUACGGAGGCCAAGACAGAACGCAGGCGUUGGCAGGCAACCAAGAAAAUCUGAACUGGUUUUCCUGGAACCAUCUCCUUCCUACUGUGAAGCGGAACCAAUGACAGGCUCCUUUGGGACACAUGGGAGACACUGCAAUCGAACAUCUCGGGGUGAAGAUGGAUGUGAAACUCUCUGUUGCGGAAGAGGUUACAACACGAUACAAUCUGUCGAAGAAACAAAAUGUCGAUGUAAAUUUCACUGGUGUUGUCGCGUUUCUUGCGAAAAGUGUGUAACGCGCACGGAAAUUCACGUGUGCAAGUGA